CUCUGUCUUCAGCUCUGAGGUCAAACCCCUCCCACCUGAAAGAGCUGGACCUGAGCUACAAUCACCCAGGAGACUCUGCAGGGGGACUGCUUUCAGCUGCUCUGGUGGAUCCCACAGAUAAACUGAUGAAGCUGAAUGUGGAUCAUGGUGGAGAGUUCAGGCUGAAACCAGGGCUGAGGAAAUAUGCCUGUCAUCUCACCCUGGACCCAAAUACAGCAAACCCAGACCUGAUACUGUCUGAGGGGAACAGGAAGGUGACAUUGGUGGAGGAGAAGCAGCAUUAUGAAGACCAUCCAGACAGAUUUGACCGUCAUCCCCAAGUUCUCUGCAGAGAAGUCUUAUCUGGAUCUCGUUAUUACUGGGAGAUGGAGAAGGAUGGGGGCAGGGCUGACAUUGGUGUGGUGUACAAAGGAAUGAAGAGGAAGGGAGAGGAGAAGGACAGUUGGAUUGGAGCCAAUAGGAAGUCCUGGAAUUUAUUCUACUAUGAUAGUGUAUAUUACUUUUACCAUGCUGGAGUCGGCAGAUCCAUCUCUGGUCCUUUUUCUGACAGAGUUGGAGUGUAUCUGGACUGGCCAGCUGGUACUUUGUCCUUCUAUAGUGUGUGCUCCUCUGGUACACUGACACACCUUUACACAGAACACACCACAUUCACUGAACCCCUCUAUCCUGGGGUUGGGUUUGGGUUUGGGGUUUAUUCCUCCUCCUCCUCAGUGACCCUGUGUCAGAUAGAUGACCAACACAUUCAAAGCAGAGACCAUGGUGGAGAGUGUUGUAUCAAGCAUGGACCUGAGAACACCAGAGACCAGAUAUGACUCCACACACUGGCUUCCGAUUGAACCCUUGACUUCCACUGUCCAGGGAGUGACAAUGUUCAGGCACAGGACACCCAAAGGGCGUUAUGAGUGCACAGUGUCUGGGCUCCGCUGGGUGUGUGAGAGAGAUGUCAUUCUGAAGUAUCACUUCAGGAACUGGUAUCCCUACAGUCAACUUCUGAAAGACAUGCAGUACGGACAAGGUGGUCCAUUGCUGGACAUCACUAUGGAGUUAGGUGAACUGGAGGAAGUUCAUCUGCCACACUUUGUCUGUUUAGGGACCAACCCUUCCCUGAGGAAUGAGAUGAAGAUUCUUCAUGUAGAGGAACAUGGAGUGUCUGUUGAGGAAGUGCAUGAGGUCACCAGAUUCCAUGCUAAGAUUCUCCAUCCCAGGUUCUCAGCUAUCUCUGUUAUACUGAGCUAUAUCUUUUUUUGGAACGUAGCUGUCCACUGUGACGUGGUCCUCUAUAUGGCAGUAAAAAAGGCAACAGUAAUUUCACGGCUGUACAUGCUCCUCAGAAACUCCAGUCAGAAAGAGGCUGUUCGGGACCGGGAGAAACAUCAGGUGUCCCAAGGAUAUUCAGAAUUGGUCCUGUCAAGUCCAAACGGGUCCUUAAAGCUGAACAGUUGGUUUGCAGUCAAGAAUCCCCAUUCCUCCUCCAUCUAUCCAGAGAAGAUUCAGCUGUUACCUGCAGACACCACACCAAGCUGUUGUAAGAUGGUUAUGAGAAACACAGGGGUUGACAUUGAGAUGGAGUUAAUCGGGGAUGAUGAGAGGACAGUAUGGAAAUCAGUGGUAUCAAAAGAUGAAUACAGCAAAGACUCUCAUCCAAUAGCAUUAACAGUCCCAGACAUUCCUGCUGAGGAGUUUCUGAAGAAACACUGGGCUAAACUAAUUCAGCGAACCAAAAACUCAAUGCCAAUAGCAGAUGAUCUGUGGUCAAAGAACAUGAUUGGUGAAGAAGAGCACUCCAGAAUAACAGCUGAAACAACUGAACAGGACCGAAUGAGAAAACUACUGAAAGCAGUCAUCCCCAAAGGACCAGAAGUGACGGGAGCUUGUCUCAAAGCUCUCGUUGAACAUGAAAACCAUCUUGUUAAGGACUUGAGUGAAUCUAGGUAAGACAGUUUUCAUUGCUCCCUCCCUUGAAUAUGUGUAAUGAUUAAAAUAUAGGUCAAAUAAAAACACAGCUACCAUAGAUCAAAGAGGAACUGUUUUUCCAGAAUGGAAGCAUGUUUUUGUGUUUCUGUCUGUAAUAAAUGACUGUUAUCUUAUUGUAGUUACAUCAUAGGACCAUCAUCACAUCAUUAUCUCAGGUGGAACUCCUCCUUCUCCUCCAUACUUUCUGAUCUC
Messenger RNA from Coregonus clupeaformis (lake whitefish), 2166 nucleotides. Its product is annotated as NACHT, LRR and PYD domains-containing protein 1 homolog. Bases 730 to 1935 code for a protein of 401 amino acids. The transcript has 11 exons. Gene Ontology annotation, biological process: regulation of apoptotic process. Lineage: Eukaryota; Metazoa; Chordata; Actinopteri; Salmoniformes; Salmonidae. The record is from RefSeq and is a predicted model, not a curated record.